AUGGAUGGGACGGACAGCAAGACGGUGGUCCUGCACAACCCUACCCCGCUGCCCGUGGCCUGGCGGAUCCGUGGGCUGGAAGGCCUUGGGGAGGGCUUCUCAGUGUCGCAGGAUGCAGGCAUCAUUGGUCCCUGCUCAGAGUUUGGCAUGCGUUUGUGUUUCGAGGCCACAAAGGUUGACAGCAUUAAGAAGACAUUCCAAGUAGAGGUUUCAGAUGCAGAAAAACUCCUGGGCAUUGUUCAGGUUGAAAGUAUCCAAGUCUUUGCGGAGGCCUAUGACAUUGGUCUGGACAUCAACGUUUCUGCAGAGGGAAGUACGAGAUCGUGUACAGGCCGUGAAGCCAGGCUGCCCCUCCACAUCAAAGCGGAGGGCAUAGGGCCCCGGCUCCGCUUCAGCUUCGAGCAGCUGGACAUUGGGAAUGUUUUUGCUGGAUCAGCCCACAGCUAUGAGGUGAUCCUGUUUAACAAAGGAGCCGUCGAUGCUCCCUUCAGCUCGAUACCUCCAAGUACAGCUCUGGGCUCCUGCUUCACCUUUCUCCCCUGGAAGGGCAUUAUUUCAUCAGAUGGGCUCCAGGUCAUGAAGAUCUCCUUCAGUUCCACCAUCCUGGGGAAAUUCACAGAAGAAUUCAGGUUCAGGGUGAAUGGAUCCUCUGAGCCUGUGACUUUGGCUAUCAGCUCUGCUGGAAGGCUUCGACAUCUGAGAGAGCACAGCUUCAUAGAGGAGCACAUUGACCGGCAGGUGUCCCCCAUCGAGAGCUUGCGCCUGAUGUGCCUCCUCUCCAUCACGGAGAACGGUGAGGUGUCUGUCUGCUCUGGGCAGGGAAGGUUGGAUCGGGGGCCCUCCAGCCUGGGUGCAGAGCUCACCCUGCUGCUCCCCACAGGUCUCAUCCCCAAAGAUUACCGGUCCCUGAAAACCCAAUACCUGCAGAGCUACGGGCCUGAGCACUUGUUGACCUUCCACAAGCUCAAGCGCAUCGGGCUGCUGACCGAGCAGUCGGCCGCAGAGACGCUGACCGCUGUGGAGAGCAGAGUCAGCAAGCUGGUGACAGACCGUGCUGCCGCUGAGAGCCAGCCCUCUGCCCCUGGGGAGCUGGGAGCACAGCCCUGCCCUGCUGGGAGCUGCUGCUCCAGAGCCGGAUGGAAGCACGCAGCAAAAGUGGACACUGCGGGCACAGAGCUACGAGCAGGGCAGAGCUUUGGCCCAUGGGAGCAGCAGGGCUGGCAGGAAAGAUCACAGAUGCAUUUAAUUCUUUGGCCAGAAAGAGCAAUUUUCCAGCUAGAAGCAAGAAGCUGGGGUUGGUAUGUCCUUGUGGAGCUGCUGCCUUGCCCACGUGCCCGCUGGUGCCAGAGCAGCUCUGGUCACUCUGUGCAGGCUGGGCACCCUCAGAGACACCCACGGCACAGGGCCAGAGCUGCUGUGGCAGUGGGGUGGCAGAGGGAUACGAGGGAGCAGAGGGGUUCAAGAAUGGCAGAGAGGUUCCAGAAUGGUAAAGGGCUUUGGGAAUGGCAAAGGGGUUCAGGGGUGCCAGAGGGGUUUGGGAAGGGCAAGGCGGUUCAGGGUUGGAAGAAAGAUUCCAGAAUGCCAGAGGGGCUCAGGAAUUGCAGAGGGGUUUGGGGGUGCCAGAGGGAGUCAGGGGUGGCAGGAAGGUUCAGGAAUGCUUGAGGGAUUCUGGGAUGCCAGAGGGGUUUGCGGGUGGCACAG
This is a messenger RNA of Cuculus canorus (common cuckoo), 1701 nucleotides long. RefSeq lists its product as uncharacterized. Gene Ontology annotation, cellular component: axoneme. Gene Ontology annotation, biological process: axonemal central apparatus assembly; cilium movement. The record is from RefSeq and is a predicted model, not a curated record. The transcript has 10 exons. The coding region runs from base 1 to 1662 and encodes 553 amino acids. Lineage: Eukaryota; Metazoa; Chordata; Aves; Cuculiformes; Cuculidae.